Syzygium oleosum is the source of this 1299-nucleotide messenger RNA. Its product is annotated as homologous-pairing protein 2 homolog. NCBI's taxonomy places the organism in Eukaryota, Viridiplantae, Streptophyta, Magnoliopsida, Myrtales, Myrtaceae. The transcript is spliced from 4 exons. Gene Ontology annotation, cellular component: DNA recombinase auxiliary factor complex; condensed nuclear chromosome. The record is from RefSeq and is a predicted model, not a curated record. Gene Ontology annotation, molecular function: double-stranded DNA binding; recombinase activator activity. Bases 354 to 1094 code for a protein of 246 amino acids. Gene Ontology annotation, biological process: meiotic joint molecule formation; meiotic strand invasion involved in reciprocal meiotic recombination; homologous chromosome pairing at meiosis.
UUCCCUCCUUCGGCCGUGCUUGAAUCCUUCCUUAAUCGAUGACGUCUUCGCUGAAAACAGCGUCCGGGUAUGGUAAGGUUAUUGCAUGGAGGUGGUUAGGUUUAGCUUCGAAUCGUAGGAGAUUGGGAGUUUUCUGAUUUGGUUGCGUGGAGGUAGAGUGCGCUUGUGCUCUAUGUUAGGUCGGGACUGGACUGUGAAUGCUGUUUUUCUUUUCUUGAAUUAGCACGGGCUCGGUUCAGCUUCAGAGGUCAUCUUCCCUUUUUGUUCCGUUCUCUAGCUUAAUUGUUCUCGAUUUCUCGACACGAUGUGGAUUUUUGAAGCGGAAACUGUUAAAUGCUUAUCGAAAGUUUCCGAUGAAAGUAUGGAUCGAAAAGGUCUUAUCGGGGUAUGCUGUGUUCUACGUCGAUUUGACUCGUUGUCUUGCUGAUGAGGAUACAUCAUCCUUUUUUCCCUGCCGAACCCAGCAAAACAGGCCACUGAAUUCCCAAAAUGUGGCUGAUUCUCUGCAAAAGUUUAACCUGAAGAAGGCGGCUGUCCAAAAGGCAUUGGAUACUCUUGCUGAUAACGGGCGAAUAUCUUCUAAGGAGUAUGGUAAGCAGAAGAUAUACCUCGCUCGGCAGGACCAGUUUGAUAUUCCAAACAGCGAGGAGCUCAAUCGGAUGAAGGAGGAAAAUGCCCAGUUGCAGCAACAACUUGAAGAAUAUAGGAAGGCAAUCAGUGAGCAUGAUGGAGCAGAAAUACGAGCUUUGCAGUCAAAUCUUACUCUGGAACAGAUACGUGACAAGGAAUCUACUCUCAGAUCAGAAGUGAAGCUAAUGGAGGAAAAAUUGGAGAAAUUGCGUGGAGGAGUCACCCUUGUGAAACCGGAAGAGCGGAAGGCUGUACAGGAUAUGUUUGCGGAAAAGAUAAGACAGUGGAGAAGGCGUAAGAGGAUGUUCAAAGAUCUAUGGGACACAAUAACUGAGAACUCACCCAAGGAUCUGAAAGAAUUUAAGGAGGAACUUGGACUUGAGUAUGAUGAAGAUGUCGGUGUCUGUUUGCAGUCUCUCUGCAACUUACAGCAAAACGGCAAGAAGCGGCCUAGAAGCGAGUAACCGGUUGGCGUCUCUCUCUGAUGGCAACUUGGGGUAUACAUUGCUCUGCAUCCUCAGAGAAAUACCGAUGCCGAUAUGUGUAAACUAUUCCAUGCUUUGACCAUCCGAAGCUAUUCUCUUCUAUGUUCAAUUAAUGAGUGUACAUAUAUAUAUGACGCUUUGGAAAAUACUUCAUUGAGCCUGUGACAGUAUAAUCAGGGGAGCA